This is a messenger RNA of Capsicum annuum, 1100 nucleotides long. Its product is annotated as ethylene-responsive transcription factor ERF039. The record is from RefSeq and is a predicted model, not a curated record. Gene Ontology annotation, molecular function: DNA binding; DNA-binding transcription factor activity. The coding region runs from base 180 to 842 and encodes 220 amino acids. Lineage: Eukaryota; Viridiplantae; Streptophyta; Magnoliopsida; Solanales; Solanaceae. Gene Ontology annotation, biological process: regulation of DNA-templated transcription. The transcript has a single exon.
UAAAACGAUUAUGUCGUAAAUAUUGUUAGCGUUAUUAUAACUUCUUGUCCAAUUCCUAUCUUCAUAAUUUGUACUAAAGUGCCAAUGAGACAAUGAGCCCAAGAAGAACCAAAAUAGUAUAAGAAGCUAACUCUGUAGUCCCAUUCCUCACUAACUCAAGAAAAACUCCCUAUCACCCCAUGGAACAAGAACAUCAAUCUCCCAUUAGUCUCAACAACCUUAAUAACAAUAAAACAACCUCUUCUUCAGCUCUCACAAAAAGACCAAUAACCUUAAUAUCAUCAAAAGAAGAAACCAAUCACAAAAAAUCCAAGAAACUUGAUGACACAAAACACCCUUUAUACCACGGUGUUCGAAAACGUAGCUGGGGGAAAUGGGUGUCUGAAAUUCGUGAACCAAGAAAAAAAUCAAGAAUUUGGCUAGGUACUUUUGCUACACCUGAAAUGGCUGCCAGGGCACAUGAUGUUGCUGCAAUUGCCAUUAAAGGUCACUUAGCCAUGCUCAAUUUCCCUGAAUUGGCUCACCAAUUCCCUAAACCAGCUUCGAAAUGUGCUAAAGAUAUCCAAUCUGCAGCCGCGAAGGCUGCAGCUUUGGAUAUUUCUCCAAGAAAUUGUAUGGAACAAGAGAGUAAAGGUGAGUUAAUGGAAGUAGUGCCAUGUUCUCCUGAUGAAGAAAGAGAGACUAAUGAGGACCCUUUUCUUGAUUUGCCUGAUCUUCUUAUGGAUCUUACUCAAGAAUUUGAUGAAUUCUGUUACUCUAACUACUUUGAAUUUUGGCCUGAAGAGGAUCUCUAUUUGUGGGAUUACAGCCACGGAACUGUACUCGAAGUUCCACGGCCAUAACAGUAUAAUUUUUUGACGAAAAAUACUCAACUGAACUGAUGCAUGAAUAGUGAAGAUCACUAUUCGUGGACUACUUACGGCAGUGGAAUCGCAUUCCAAGUUUUAAGACUGUAAUAGUAUAAUUUUUCGACGAAAGGAUACAGACAGUGGGAUCCAGAGAAGUAAUGACAAAAAGUUAGAUGAAGUAAUGAACCACUCAUUGUAAAUAAAUGAUGAAUAAAUUGUUUUCUUGAUUUUAAUUUAAUUUUUCAUUUGUAA